Messenger RNA from Salvia splendens (bonfire salvia), 1745 nucleotides. RefSeq lists its product as uncharacterized. The coding region runs from base 680 to 1714 and encodes 344 amino acids. NCBI's taxonomy places the organism in Eukaryota, Viridiplantae, Streptophyta, Magnoliopsida, Lamiales, Lamiaceae. The transcript has 5 exons. The record is from RefSeq and is a predicted model, not a curated record.
AUUAUUAUUUUUUUAAAAAUCGGGCCGAAAAACAGGCAAUCACUUGAGAUAGGACGGAAGGAGUAUCAAUUUUCAGUAUAUUGGGACUCUAAUGUUAUGAAAUAUUGCUAUACACAAAUGCAUAUUGUUAUUGUAUGAAACUUUAAAAUCUUUCGAUAUACAAAAAAAUGAUACUACUAUUUUUUUGUGUUUUUCAGUUCGAAUAUACUCCCUCUGUCCAUAAAAAAUAGAAUAUAUUUGCCAUUUUUAAUUGUCCAUAAAAAAAUAGAGCAUAUUUAAUAAAGGAAAGUUUUUAACAACUUCUCUCUUACUUUUUUUCCUACUCUCUUAUUAAUAAUAUGGAUCAUACAUUCCACUAACACUACUUCUCUCUUACUUUUUUUUCCCUUCUAUUUUACUUUAUCAAUUCCACAUUAAAGCAUGUAACAUUCAUAAUGCGUUCUAUUUUUCGUGGACGGAAGAGAGAGUAUAUGAAAUGUGAUACAUCAAUUUCAGUUGAAAUUGCACGAACAGCGGGGGUAAGUAACUGGAGGCAAAAUAAAUCUUUAAUGACUAGUAUCAUUCCACCUCGGCAUUAUUCUGUAAACAAGCCCAGUGCUGUUUCCGCCCACUCUUAGCUCGUGAAAUCGUUAUUUUCCGGCGUCGAAUAGAAAAACCGGCGGAGUAAAGACAUUCGGAGAUGCAAUCCUCCACGGUGACAUUAUGCACCGCCGUUUCUCCUCUGGCGAUAAAUUGCGCUUCAUUCAGACCGUUGAGAAUCGUCAAUUUUAGAACUCCUGCUUUGAUUUCUAGUGUCGAUUUUAUCGGCGAUGACCGGAGUAAACGACGUAGUCUGUCUAUUUCUAGUAGAUGCGCGCGGCGGUUGCGUUUGAAUCGAAAUUUCAUUUCUAGUACCACUGCCGCAGCUGGCGGCGGCGGCGGUGGUUCCGUUUCGGAGCUGAACGACGGCGCUAGGAAACUACUGCAGGUUAUUCUGUGGAUAGCUGAGGCUGUUUAUAUCGUUUGGCUCUUCUUACUUCCCUAUGCUCCUGGGGAUCCUGUCUGGGCCAUUAGUUCAGACACAAUCAGUUCUCUGAUAGGCCUUUCACUCAAUUUCUUCUUUAUUCUGCCUUUGACAAACUUAGUCGGUAUUCAUCUCAUCGAGGCACCAGUUCUCCAUCCAAUGUCUGAAGGAUUAUUCAACCUUGUUAUUGCGUGGACGUUGAUGUUUGCUCCUCUGCUUUACACUGAUAAACUGAGAGACAGAUUCAAGGGAUCAAUUGAUGUAUUAUGGGGCUUUCAGAUGUUUCUCACAAACACGUUCUUGAUUCCUUACAUGGCAAUACGUCUGAAUGUAGCUCAAGAGGACGACACUCCAAGAAAGACUUCUCAACUUGGUUCAGUCAUGACAAACGGAGCAGCCAUUGUUGGACUCACUGGUGGGCUUGUAAGCGUGCUGUCAAUAGUUUGGGCCUUUUACGGUCGAGGAGAUGGUAAUUUUGGUGAUUUGGGAGAAAGACUCGAGUUUCUGCAAAGCUAUCUCGGAUCUGAGAGACUCGCCUAUGCCUUCAUCUGGGAUAUCUGCCUGUACCUAGUUUUCCAGCCAUGGCUGAUUGGCGACAACCUCCAAAACAUCCGACAAGACAAAGUUGCUUCGGUUAAUCUUCUCAGAUUCGUCCCAGUAGUCGGCCUAGUCGCCUAUUGCCUCUGUUUAGACACCGGCAAAGAGACAUAGCCUUGUAUACUAGAUUUGUUACUAAUGCUUU